GGAAAACCGUCGCGCGCAAGUCAGGAGCUCGAGCAAGAGUUGAAAUUUCUUAUUCUUAACGCUACAGAAAACAGAGUACGUUGGUUUUAUCUGAACAGAUAACAAUUUGACGGCUCAAAAGGUUGCCCAAAAAGCGAUCACAAAUGGACUGCUGUGAAGCAGUAGCUGGCUAAAAAGACCUGAAGAUAAACGCCCAAACAUCUUGAGACUACAAAUUCCAGCUGAUAUUCGAAUGAGAUUUUUCACAUUGAGCGAAUCAUCCUUCUCCUCUGUUCGUCUUCUCCCUUUUCAUCCCUCUGUCCGGCUGGGGUGAGGACAAGGGGGUCCAUGGAGAGAGCUUUAAAUGGCUGAGGAGUUGUGUACCGGUUGGUUUCGCAUCGUUGCAGGUACAGUAGGCUCUUUGGAGAUAGAGGAAUGCAAAUCUGCAACCAUGAUGGAAGGAUUGAAAAAACGUACCAGGAAGGCCUUCGGGAUACGGAAGAAAGAAAAGGACAAUGACUCCACGGGGUCCCCAGACAGAGACGGCGGUUCUCAGAAGAAGACCAAUGGGGCCCCUAAUGGCUUCUACGGAGAUAUCGACUGGGACAGAUAUAACUCUCCUGAGGUGGACGAUGAGGGCUACAGCAUCAGACCUGACGAGGAGUCGGAAGAAGGAGCACCCAUCACCAAAAAGCCCCACUUCUUUUCCUCCGAUGAGUCGGAAGAAGAGGAGGACCACAGGAAGAAAUUCAAAAUCAAGAUCAAGCCACUGCCGGCCGAUCGUGUAGUGUCGGCGCCCUCGGUCGACGAGCUCAAAGCCUCCAUAGGCAACAUAGCCCUGUCCCCGUCUCCUAUGAGACGUAGCCCGGGUUUGAAAAGGAACACAUCCAGUGAGGAGAUCGCCAGACCGAGACGUGUUGUUCCUACUUUACCCACUGUGGCCCCCACACCAGCUCCAGCUCCAGCACCACAACCUCCCAGCAGUCAACAAACACCAGUCUCUGAAGACACCACAGCCUUAUUUGGGCCUCCUUUGGAAACAGCCUUUGGAGAACAGAAAACUGAAGUGGGUUUCUCGGGGUCCGAUGCGUGGGGGGCUCCUCUGUCAGAGUCUGAAUCCUCUUUGACAAGAUCCUUCCCCACAGGAACUCCACCUCCACUUCCCCCCAAGAAUGUCCCGACCUCUCCCCCAUCGACUGGUUCUCCCUCAGCAGAUAACGCUGAAGUGUCACCAGACGCAGACAGUUCUGUCAGAAAGCCCUCAAUAGCUGACUUGGACAACAUUUUUGGACCAGAAGAGGCUCCCCCUGCUGGCGAGGACACAGGCGACUCGUGGGUCUGCUUCAAUGCAGAAUCUCCUGACCGGCCGCCUGUACCAGAGGAACCAGCACCUCCAGUACCAACCUCCCCGCCUCCACCUGAAUCUCCUGCCCCACCCCUGCCUACAUCACCACCUCCUCCAGAAGACCCUGCACCACCUCCUCCUACUUCCCCUCCCCCAAAAGAAGAACCUGUGCCCCCUCUCCCAACCUCCCCGCCUCCCUCAGAGGAGCCUGUCGCACCUUGUGUCCCCUCGGGUCCACCUACACCUGAGGACCGAAAUCCUCCCACGCUUGCCACCUCUCCACCCCCUGCACCACCAAAGGAGCUCACGUCUCCUCCUACUUCCUCUCCCCCUCCUCUUGACUUACCUGCCAGCAACCCACCAGCUGCUGCUCCCAAAGCAAGCACCCCUCCAGCGGUGACUCCUCCUGCCGAGGCACCCACAGCACGCUCCGUCCCUCCACCACUUACCCUGUCUCAGGAGGAGCAGUCCAAGAACACAGAUGUCACCCAACCCAAAGAGGACGGAGGUGAAACUGUCACCUCGCCCAACGAUGCUAGCCAGGGCAGUCGGAGUACGCCUCCUCCACCUCCUCCACCGACAUAUCGGGCAGUGGUGUCGUCACCAGGUCCUACAUCUGGAGCUGGUGGCACAAAUAGCGGUUCCUCCUCUCCAGUGCGACCUUCCACUCCUUCGUCAGCGAACCCCACCCCACCACCACCUCCACCUCGUCCCCCUUCACGGCCCAAACUUCCUCCAGGGAAACCCACUAUAGGAGAUGUAAAUCGUCCAUUCAGCCCGCCGAUCCACUCUGCCAGCCCCCCUCCUAUCGCCCCAUUGGCGCGGGCCGAGAGCACCUCCUCCAUCUCCUCCACCAAUUCCCUGAGUGCCGCCACCACCCCCACCGUCAGUAAAGAGCUCUCCGUGUCCGUGUCAGAAGACGAUGCUUAUGUAGACAAACUGCCCACCUUUGAGAGACACUUUGAUUCGUUUGCAGAGAAUGACCAGCCAUCCCUUGUAUGGUUUGACAGAGGGAAGUUUUAUUUAACCUUUGAAGGCUGCUCCAGAGGACCCAGUCCUCUCACCAUGGGGGCUCAGGACACUCUUCCUGUGGCCGCUGCAUUCACAGAGACGGUCAAUGCCUUCUUUAAAGGAGCUGACCCCAGCAAGUGUGUUGUGAAGAUCAUAGGUGAGAUGGUAUUGUCGUUUCCGGCAGGAAUCACGCGGCACUUUGCCAAUAACCCGUCCCCUGCCGUGCUAACCUUCAGCAUAACCAACUACAGCCGACUGGAGCAUGUGCUGCCUAACCCCCAGCUCCUCUGCUGCGACACCACCACACAAGCCAAGGCCAAUGCCAAGGACUUCUGGGUGAACAUGCCAAACCUGAUAUCCCAUUUAAAGAAGGUGGCAGAGCAGAAGCCACAGGCAACAUACUACAAUGUGGACAUGCUCAAGUAUCAGGUAUCGGCGGAGGGGCUCCAGUCGAUUCCUCUGAAUCUAGCGGUGAGCUGGAGAUGUGAGCCCACCAGCACUGACCUGAGGAUAGACUACAAAUACAACGGGGAGGCCAUGACGACGCCAAUGGCCCUCAACAACGUCCAGUUCCUCGUCCCUGUCGACGGAGGGGUGUCAAAACUACAGGCUGUCUUACCUCCUGCUGCAUGGAAUGCAGAGCAGCAAAGAAUCCUGUGGAAGAUUCCUGAUAUCUCACAGAAAUCUGAAAACGGAGGUGUGGGAUCGUUGUUAGCACGCUUUCAGCUAACAGAAGGGCCCAGUAAACCGGCCCCACUGGCGGUGCAGUUCACCAGUGAGGGCAGCACCCUGUCGGGCUGUGACAUUGAACUGGCUGGGCCAGGAUACCGCUUCUCUCUCAUCAAGAAGAGGUUUGCCGCAGGAAAAUACCUGGCCGACAAUUAACCCAUGCUACUGAGAACAGCACUGUUGUAACAAAACAAUCGCAGUGGACUGAGGUUGACACCGAGGACAGAGGACAAACCGACACCAGACAACAGACUUUCCGUAAACCUUUUCUGAACCCACACGACAGGUCCGCAGCCUACCCAGCAGUAUUGUAUAACUUGCAUAUAGCAUCGUGGAAACUGUUUUAGGUCAUGUAAUUAUCGUAUUUGUAUUCAUUUCAUGACAUCUGUAUUGCUGCAGUUAGACACCUGGGUUCUUCCUCCCUCUGAAGUCUGUGCCUCUGUCUCCAUCCUCCUCUGGUCAAUGUGUGGUGGUGUUGUUUUAAAGUUUCACUGCAGCUGCCUGACAGAAGACAUGGACAGAAAGAGUUCGGGCCAGAUUUGAACUCUUGGCAACGAGCUGUUUGUUGUCUAGAGUCCAGGAAGAUUUGGCUGUAAAAACACCCAUGAAUAAGAUCCUUGCAGUCAGACAUUCACCUCAACCUCUGACAAAGUCUGAUUUCCCAAAGUUAGACUAGUUUAAGUUGAAGCACUAUACACGAUUACCAGACAAAGAAAUCAGCUACAUAAAAAAUCUGUAAAAAUCUUCUGUCAUAGUCUGAGCGCAAAGCCUGAGACAGCUGCCUCACUGUCUCGCACUGACGGCAGCCAUUUGCGCGUUUUGCCAGCAGGUAAACGCAUUUACUGAUGCAUUUUGACUCAUGUUGUCACAAGCAGUUAAAUAAAAGAUGUUUCUAGUCGGUGCUUGAAACACAGGAUCAAGUAUCUACAAAAAACUAACCAGAUUUUCAUGCAUCACCUACUGGUACUACAGGGUCACACGACUUUGGAUCACAUCCUUUUUAAUAUAAAUGCACUGAUCAGUCAAUCAAACUGUUAAUUUUAUUUCUCUGGAAGAUACAGACGCGGAGAAGUUUUUAGCUAGUUAGGCAGCUGCAAUGAUAAAUCAGUUUAUUGGUUGCAAAAUAAGAAAAAUCUGUUUCCCGUCAGAACAAAAGAAGUGUACAAAGUGUCAUUUUAAAUCAAUAAUAUAUAUCUUAAAGGGCGUUUGGUGUUUUCCUCGUAUUGUCAGAUAGCCUUUUCUGUUGUUCCCAGGACAGCAGUGAUAGACUCCAGAGUACAUGACAGCAUUCUAUUUUUAUUUAUUGAUGACAAUGAUUUUGUUGUAUAAAACGUGAUUCUGUAUACGAAUAGAAUUUGAAUGGUAUCACGCAACUCAGAACCCUUAAAGGUAUAAAUAUUUGAACUCUUUUUUUGUUAUCUGUGUAGUUGGGUAACCUGUGUACAGUAUGAGGUAUAAUUUUUGAAUUUAUUUCAGAUAUAAUUUUUUAACUCGAGUGCAACAGAAGAUUUGAGCUAUAUAUGGGUGAGGGGGGGUAAUUUAAAGAAAAAAGAUAAAUAUCUUACUGGAUGCUGUGUUAUGCUUCGUGAAAGCAGUGUUAAUGUAGAGUUAGUUAUACCAUGGGCAAGGUCCACACUUCAAAGAGUUAGUUUGACAUUUUGGGAGAUCUGUCUGUUCAACACGAGGCUGGAGCCAGGAGACAGUUAGCUGAGCAUAAAGACUGGUAGCAGCUAGCCUGAUUUUAACAAGAUAUAAAAUGUUUAAUUUCUGACUUUGAAGAUUUAUUAACAUUUCCUGCAGCGCCACCAUCCGGUCAAAUAUUGCCUGUCCAAUACAUUUAUGAUCACCUGCAAAACUAAAUGCUUCUCCAUCAGGCUCAGCUUACUUUUGCUAGUUUGCAAAUGUUAGCAUCCUAACACGCUAAUCUAAGAUGGUGGACAUUGAGCCAGGCUAACAGUGUGUGUCCAGUCUGUUAUGCUAAGCUAAGCUAACCGUCUCAUAGCUCCAGCUAAACAUUUGAUAUUUGCAUCACGAAAUCGUGUCUGCAUCCAAACUUCCCAAACUGUCAAACAUUUCCUUUUAAUAAGGUCAAGACAAAAGCAAUCAGUUUUCCUCAACAGCAGUGAUGACGUUUGGUAACUGUGGUACCACCACUGGAACAGGAUUUGUUUACUGGGACCAGCUUGUUUUUUGUUUUUUUGUUGUUUUUUUUAAUUCAGACCUCAUCAGAAAACAUUCUUAUAUUAAUCUAGCAUUCUCAGUUCCCACAUUCAGCUAUUUCCUUAACUUGGACCACAUGUCUGAACUGCUUUCUGACCUGUUUCCAUUCACCUCAGUGGUACCUAAACUCCCUGAUUAUAUCAUGAGCACAUCCCCCGAUCAUCCAACCAGCGCUUGAAUCCAUGGCUUUAUUUUGCAUAAUCGUAAUGGUCUCUGUGAGAUGACAUGAGUUGAAUGAGGUUGUGGAGUGAGGUUAAGUUGACCAAAAUGCUUCUUUUUUUUUCUUUUUUCUUUUUUUUUUUUUUGUAUUUUAUGUGUGUGUACCCCGGACAGUCAGUCCUCUGUUAAGGAGAAUAAGCUGAAUAUUUUUAAAAUGGAUAAAAAUGAAAAAAUAUUAUAUUGUUUAAUGUGUAAUAAACACUGUGCUGAUGAUGUUGAACUUCCUGAAUGCUCUGACACUCGACAUGAAGAACAAAAAGUGUGUGUGAAGCAUAGCCGAAGAUCUCCGUACUGUACUGUGUAUCGGCAUUCUGCUAAAUGCAACCAAUCAGAAUCCUUUCAGAGCCGUUGUAGAACCAUAUUAGGCUGAAUGUAGGACAAGCAGGUUAUGAGCAACGUGUCAAUACUCCUAUUAAAUGAUAGUGUACUUUUAAUUGGACAAAGUUUUAACAUAGUUAUUGGCUAAUAAAAAGAUCAGAUUUGACCUGUGCAGUUCAAAUAAAAGACUUGUUUUUAACAGAUUUAUUCCUGCGCAGACUCCAUGUGGAUUACUCUGAGGUUGCAUUUAUUUUAUCAAUGCAAGGUGAUGAUGAUUGGUGCCAUUUAGCUCCCACAUUAGUUUGGUAACAUUUUGCUUUCAGUCAUGUUAGUCCUUCAUCUAGUUGGAUCAACAUGGUUGACAGGAAGCUGUAACCUUCUACGUGAAUCUUGAAGCUCCAGCACAACAGUCACUACAGCAUUAUCUACAGAGGCCCACCACAAACAUCCCCCAUCAUGCAUCUGUUUUAAAUUACCACUACACUAAGCUUAAAUGUCUUUCUGUUUGGAAGUCAUGUUGCAGUACAAAACUCACUCUCAGUCUGUUUGCUGCAUCAUCCAGUUCGGGGGGGGGGAAAAAGAAAACUUUUCCAGAUCUUCAUCUCUGUGCUGAAUUUGUCCUGCAGUAAUUCAUUAUUGCAUGCAGAGCAUGCAGUAGAAGGUGGGGCAUCUAUGAUGAUAGGUAGUGCUGCAUUGAUGUGUUGUGCUGAGUGUCAGUCACUUGUAUUAAUGUUGAGAAGAGAGCAGGGAGUGUGUUUAUGUGUGCUAUAAGCCAGAAUGCUUUUUGGUUCUGUACCGUUAACCUCAAACACAUGUGCAAGCUGUUUGUACAGUACAUAACAACGCUAAGAUGAACUGAGAAACUUAGUUUGCUUCUUUCCAAAACCAAUAAAAAUUAUAACUGGAA
Molecule: messenger RNA, 6728 nt
Organism: Epinephelus fuscoguttatus (brown-marbled grouper)
Lineage: Eukaryota; Metazoa; Chordata; Actinopteri; Perciformes; Serranidae
Gene: sgip1a
Product: SH3GL interacting endocytic adaptor 1a
Exons: 27
Coding region: 344-3220 (958 amino acids)
Biological process (GO): clathrin coat assembly; clathrin-dependent endocytosis; synaptic vesicle endocytosis
Cellular component (GO): plasma membrane; cytoplasm; clathrin-coated vesicle
Source: RefSeq, a predicted model, not a curated record